ACCUCAAAAACAGCGCAUGCGCAAUACGAAAUGAAAGCAAACGCACAAACAUACUGAGCGAUACCCGAAAGAAACUACUACAAGAAGCUUUGUGUUUGGACUAAAUCGUGUCAGGAUACCAGGAAGGACGCUGUUAUUGAUUCAAAGAGCGAACACAAAUGCGGAAUCUGCUAUAAACGGAUCUUUGGCGAAAAACAAGAAGAGAGAAGUGAAACCUCCAGCUUGGGCUCGACUUUUUGGAAGUAGCUCCAAACAGUUGUCAGACUCUACGCACUUGAUUUUUGUUGACACCGAGGCUGUGAAACACCCAGCGACAACGCACAGGGUAAGAAAUGUGAAAGGGAGGAUUGUUAAAGGCGGAUUACAAGGCGGGACAGGAGGUAAACAACCCACCGGACCCCCGUGUGUUUGUUUUCUACAUGAGUCUAGCGGCAGGAUGUCGCUGAGUUCGGGCGGUUGGACUCAACCCGCCGGCUACGCACCGGACCAGCCCGCCGCUCUGCCCGACCACCACUAUGGGGCCUCGCAGUCGCAACUUGGCUGCCAAACAGUCCUCAUGUCGGUUCGGGUGUCGGUGUGCCAUUCUGGUAUUCGGCCGUUGUGUCUUCCGGGAGCAGGUGAUGAGUCACUCCGCCUGCAGCUCAGCAUGGACCCGGGGAAAUCCGGGGAAUUCCGGCUGUCGCUCCAAGACAGCAGCGGGACUGGCCGGAGUGUGACCGUCACUGAGUUUGAUCUGAGGAACGUAAACUAUGAAGUGAAGUCGCCAACGUGCCACGAGCUGAGUCUGGUGGCUCCUCCACACGACAGGAUCAGCUUCAACUUCCGCUGUGAGCAGGAGGCCCAGGAGUGGGCUACUGUGGUCAUGUCAUCGUUGAGAGAAGCACACAGAGUUGCCCCUCAGGAUAAUGGUCCACAGAACCCCCUCGACAUUCUCCAUCGGCAGAACACCUUGACUUUGCAACGGACAGAGGACACUUGCAUAGAGCUAACCAGAGCCAUAGAGGCAGGCGACUUGCAGUCUGCUUCAGUCUUUGCUGCUGCCCUCGCCCGUCAACAUGUGGCUUUAAAGAUCCAGCCCUCCUCCAAUGACUUUGAAGACACUGAAAUCAAUUUGACUGUUGUAGUGGAGGAUUCCUCCUCAUCCUGUUGUGUCACUGUGAAAGUUUUCCCACAUAUGACUACUGCUUCACUGAAACAGCAGAUGUUUCUUGAAUAUGGCUUUCACCCACGGGUGCAGCGCUGGGUGAUUGGCCAGUGCCUGUGCACUGACCAGCGGUCUCUCGCCUCGUAUGGCGUUCGUCAAAAUGGUGACACAGCUUUCUUGUACCUCUUAUCAGCCCGCCAUGCUCGCUUGACCCUCCAAGCCCUCCAGCAGGAUCAGGAGAGCGCUCUCCUCCUUAAUCCUCCAUCUCUGUCUCAAAACCCCCCGCUCACUGCUACCUCCACUAAUGGACCCUCAUCUCAGGACUGGAGGCCGUACACCACUCUUCCUUCUCGACUCCGUGCCAGCAGCAACACUGGUGGGUCAGAGAGACAAAACAUCAAUGAGAUCAGAGACCUCAUCAACCUAGAAAUGCCUCAGCUCAGUGAGGCACUGAGCCCCAACACAAGCUCCACCACGGGUUGGUCGUGCCCCUCAUGCACCUACAUUAAUAAACCGACACGGCCGGGCUGUGAGAUCUGCAGUACAAACCGUCCUGAAAACUACGUUAUCCCAGGUGGAUACCGCCCUGAUGCACUGGAGCUCAGACGAAUCCAGCAGGAGAAGGAAGCUAUCAGACAGUACCAGCAGGCAAGGGAAGAGGAGCGAAGGGAGAACUUUGCCCGGCUGGUGAUGAUGGAUGGUCAAGAUCUGGUGCCAAACCCUGAGCCUGUGGACUGUAGGAUCUGCUAUGUGGACCUACAGCCAGGAGAGGGCGUCCUGCUGAGGGAGUGUCUCCACUGUUUCUGCAAGGAGUGCUUACGCUCAGUCAUCAUGAUGAGUGAGGAGCCUGAGGUGUCCUGUCCCUACAGAGAUGACACUUACUCCUGUGCCCGCUCCCUGCAGGAGAGGGAGAUCAGAGCACUGGUGCCAGCAGAGGACUAUGAGCGCUGGCUGCAGAGAGGACUUUCAGUUGCAGAGUCUCGGUGUGAGGGCAGCUAUCAUUGUGCAACUCCAGAUUGUCUGGGUUGGUGUGUGUACGAGGAUACCGUCAAUGUCUUCCACUGUCCUGUCUGUAGGAAACACAACUGCCUAAUUUGCAAGUCUAUUCAUGAGGGAAUGAACUGUAAGCAAUACCAGGAUGAUCUAGCAGCCCGCGCUAUAAAUGACUCUGCUGCGAGAAGGACAACGCAUCUGCUAAAGACUCUUGUGCAGUCAGGGGAGGCCAUGCACUGUCCCCAGUGUGGCAUCAUUGUGCAGAAGAGGGAUGGAUGCGAUUGGCUGCGCUGCACUGUCUGUCACACUGAGAUCUGUUGGGUAACCAGAGGGCCUCGCUGGGGGCCUCGGGGUCCUGGAGACACGAGUGGAGGAUGUCGGUGCAAUGUCAACAAUCAGAAAUGUCAUCCUAAAUGCCAAAAUUGCCACUAAAAGGAUCAAAAAUGGUCAGACUGCAACAGGGAAUACCUGAACUUGAAAUAAACCGUUAUAUUAGUAAUUGGGAUAGGAGGAAUGAGACUUACAAUUAACACAUAUUUUGACAUUGAAUGCAUACCUUGUCUUAUAACUGGAGACAUUCACAGUUUACUUUCAGCAAAUUUCUAACCACCACUUGUCUCCCUUUUCACUGAAAUCAGAAUAACAGAAAUAGUGUGUGUCUGAUUUAGAUCUGACUCUUGCAAACAAGGAAAUGUGGUUUGUGUGACUGAAAACAAGUCAACAUUCAGUUCAAACCGAAUUCCCACAACUGGCUGUAAGGACGGUAAGUUUGGUUAGAAGUAUGCAGGAAAAAAAUAUCAACUUUGAAUGCGUUUGGUGCCUUUUUAAAGUGUUUGCACUGCAGAUGUAGCAAUACAGGUGUGCUAUGUUCUGUUCUCGGUUGUCACAUACCUGGAUGCAUUGCAUUAGACUGAAGUGACCUUAUUCUUGUGCACAAAAGCUGUAACAGGGUGUUUGAAGUUUUCUGGGAAAUGUGACAAAACUCUUCUUGUCGUCUUGAUAUGCAUUUAUUUUGCAUAGAAAUAGAUCGAUUAAGUUUAUGGAGGUAUAUAUACAGUAUAUAGUAGCAUAUUUUUGUGCGUCUGUGUGAUAGUUGGACUCCGUGUGUGCCUUUUCAGCAAAGAGAUUUGAGAGGAAAUUAAUGUGUCUGAUUGUUGUUUAAACAUUUGAGAGGAAGCAGCCUGUUUGUUCUGUUAAUCACUCACGUGCUUCUGUAUUUGAUGAGAAGUGCAGGUAUUACUGAGGCAGUGUUUUUAUUGUAUGAUGACAUGACCAACAAAUGACAAAGUGUGUUGAUUAAUAGUCAAAUAUUCAUUGCACUCAGUGAAUAUUCUCCUGAAGAGGAAGCACAAGUAAACACCUUUUGUCGAUAAGCUCAUAUUCCCCUUAAGCAGGUCGCAUAUAAUAAGAUGCAUAUUGUCCAGCACACUUAGCAGCUGUUUAACUGUAUGUGACAGCUUUGUAUCUGUGGAAAUAUUUGGAUAAUUUUCUAAUGCAUGUAUGCAUGACUGCACUCUCUGUUCUCGAGAAAAACAUAAGUCUGACUCCUUAACUACACUACUGCCCAGAACUGACAGGCCACGAACACUUCCUCACUGUUACUUGUGUUUAAAUGUCAGCACUGUUUUGCUGAUAGAUUGUUGUGCCUUAAUUAUAAAUAAAUACUCACAGACUUA
Molecule: messenger RNA, 3813 nt
Organism: Acanthochromis polyacanthus (spiny chromis)
Lineage: Eukaryota; Metazoa; Chordata; Actinopteri; Pomacentridae
Gene: shrprbck1r
Product: sharpin and rbck1 related
Exons: 14
Coding region: 437-2569 (710 amino acids)
Biological process (GO): protein linear polyubiquitination; positive regulation of canonical NF-kappaB signal transduction; proteasome-mediated ubiquitin-dependent protein catabolic process
Cellular component (GO): LUBAC complex
Molecular function (GO): ubiquitin binding; ubiquitin-protein transferase activity
Source: RefSeq, a predicted model, not a curated record